Helianthus annuus (common sunflower) is the source of this 715-nucleotide messenger RNA. Its product is annotated as profilin-2. Gene Ontology annotation, cellular component: cell cortex. The transcript is spliced from 4 exons. The record is from RefSeq and is a predicted model, not a curated record. Bases 115 to 510 code for a protein of 131 amino acids. Lineage: Eukaryota; Viridiplantae; Streptophyta; Magnoliopsida; Asterales; Asteraceae. Gene Ontology annotation, molecular function: actin monomer binding.
AUCCACGCUAUAUCUAUAAUCUAUAUCUACCAAUCCCAUCAUCUUCAACUGCAAGUCUUCAACAAACAUACAUACAAACUUCACAGCAAAAUUUGCAGAUAUUUUAGCCAUAACAUGUCGUGGCAAGCGUACGUCGAUGACCACUUGAUGUGCGAGAUCGAAGGCAAUCACCUCACUGCUGCCGCUAUUAUCGGUCAUGACGGCAGUAUUUGGGCUCAAUCCGCUACUUUCCCUCAGGUGAAGCCAGAGGAAAUAACAGCGAUUAUCAAUGACUUCAAUGAGCCUGGCUCACUUGCUCCAACUGGCUUACACCUUGGUGGGACCAAAUAUAUGGUGAUUCAAGGCGAGGCAGGAGCCGUUAUUCGAGGCAAAAAGGGACCGGGUGGUGUUACGGUCAAGAAGACCGGAAUGGCUAUAAUCAUCGGCAUCUAUGACGAGCCCAUGACUCCCGGCCAAUGUAAUAUGAUUGUGGAAAGGCUCGGUGACUACCUCCUUGACCAGGGUUUUUAAUUUGUUCGGGAAAUGAUACGGUGUGACAAUAUAUUGAAGAUUAAUCAAACUUAUGGUGGUGUCCUCAUUAUAUUAAUUGUUUUUUUUUUUUAAUGAAACUUGUUUUGGUGGAUAUUCCAAAUGCUUUAUCAUCCUCGUAUGUUUGUGUAUGCUAUUAAAUUUUUACCCUAUUUUUUACUAUCAUUAAUCUCAUAUAAUUUGCAUA